ACAUAUACCCCUAGCUUGAAGGACUUUUGGCACGCAUUCAAAGCUGUCGAUCCAUUUGGUCUUAAAUUAGACCCGAUCCGCCCUCUUACUCGGUACCCAAAAGAGAUUGAGUUCAGAUAAGCAUUUUAAUUUAUCGCUCUUUCUCUAUUUCUCAUUCAUUAGAAAAGAACUUUAAUGCAUUUGGUAUAAUGGAGUAAAGCUUAAACCUUUUUGAAAUGGUACUUCAGUGUCUUGAUUUGAAGAAUUGGAAAGCUUCAUCUCCAUUGGCGGGGUUCGAAGCUCAUUUCCAAGUCUGGGUUCGAAUGGGUCCUUUGGUUCAAUGACUGAUUGGGGAUUUACAUUAUUGAAAUUUGAUUUUGUAUUAUUUGUUAUGCUUAGGUCUAAAUUAUACUGCUGUUUGUUGGAAGAAGUUGAUGGUAAAAGUCGAAACUCACCAUUUAUGACAUAUCGAAGCUUUGGGUUUGAAUCAAAAUCUAAAAAAGAAGUUGAAAAAUAUUGGUUAAAUUUUCAUUUAUUAUUACUGAUUUGAGUCUUUAAUUGUGAGUACAACACUAAAAUAUUGAUUUGCUGAAGAAAUUUGCAAACACCAUUAUAAGAAUUUUGAGAAAUUUGAAGAAGACAAAAUGGGUCUCUCUGAUUUCUUGACCCAAUUUUAUUCACAUUCUACUAACAUUCUUCUUCUUUCAAAUUCUUCCGUCCUCGACCCAAUUCUUGAGCUGGGCUACAUUCACUGGAAUGUAAAGAAAAAAAAUCAAUAUUUUUUCUACAAUCAAGAAGAAAUUGAAGAUUUUCUCUUCAGUCACAGCAAUUUUUUUGCACGGAUUUUUGAAAGGACUUAAAUCAGAUGAAGCAACUUUAAUACUUACAAUUGAUUUGCCACAUAUUAUGACAAUUCCUACCUUCAAAGGAGAGAUUGUGCUUCCUCCUAAGUAGAAGAAGUUACUAUUCGGCUUAUAUAAUUUUUCCUCAAUUUGUAUGAAAUUAUUGAAAGAAUUAGAGGGUUUCUAUCCAGUUGUUUGUAUUUUAAUGGUUUAACAUAUGAACUCAAUCUAUGAUUCAAAAAGAAGUAUAAAAAUUGGGUCUUUGUUCUUGAAAUUGUAAUGUUGGAUUUUGACGGUAAUUGCUGUGUUUAUUUGACUCAUUAGUUGUGUGAGUUGUUGCAACAUUUAAUUUAAAGAACAAUUUGUAUUUUUUAACAAUGGUGCAUCAAGUUUAAUUAUUUUUUCAACAUUUAAUGAAACGAGUCAUCUGCAUUUGGCGGGUCAAAUUUAAUGGAUCGGGUUCCGGGUAAUAGGUGAGUCGGGUCUAAUUUAAAAUCAAAUGGACCAACAACCUUGAAUGCGUGCCAAGUGUCCGGUCCGUCAAAUUAGAAGUAUAUAUGUUUGAAUACUAAGACGACAUGAGGUUCUUUUGAUCCAAUAGUAUAACGAAGCGUAAUUUUAAAUAAUUUUUGAUAGUAAAGGAAUAUAUCAUGACUUUUUCCAUUCAAUAGAUGGAGGUCAAUAACCAGCCAAACCUUGGGCGAGUUGGGCAGAUCAUUUGGAAGUGGGCCAAAUUUUACAAUCAUAGAUGUGCCUGAACCCAGGAUCAAAAAAUUAAAUCAGCGAUAUCAACAAGUACCGAGAGUCUCCUGGAAACAACCUCUCUGCCCCUCGGAGUAGAGUAAUAGUUAUAAAGAAUGGAUGCACCUAGAGGAACAGAAGCAGCAUCUACAUCAAUUUCAGAUAAUGGUCCUCCUCCUGCUUCUCCUAUUACAUCACAGGCUGAUUUUCAGAAAACGGAGUCCUCGAAUAUGGUUGCCAGUUUGGGCCCAAGCAUGAAACGAGCUGAUCUUUCCCUUCAAAUACCCCCAAAACAUACUGGUUUUGGAACUGGAAUUGGCAGAAAGUAUUCACCCCAUUCACCAGGUCCAAGAGGAGGUUUUCUGCGGGCUUUAAGCUUUAAGAAGAAAGUUUCUUCAUCUGACGGUGAGAGAAACUCUCUCCUCAGUUCAGAUCAAAAGGUAGCUCCAGGAAGCCCUCUUUCAGCAAACUUUAUCUCCUCCAAUUGGCAAAAAUGUACCUCUCUACCUGUGACCCCUGCUUCAAAUUCAUCUCCAUCAGUUUCCACGCCUAUUUCUGCUAGGACACAUGGCGAACAACAAAAGUCACAUUCAUCACGGAUUGGGGAAUCCAAAGCUAGCAUUUCAAGGUCUCUUUCUGUGCCUGGAAGAAAUUUUGUCAUUGUUAGAUCAAUGUCCUUUGCUACCCAUGAAGAGCAUGUUCCAGAUGCUGGAGAUGAAAUUACUCCUGCUCCUGAGAAUGAGGAUAGGGAAAUCCCUGAAGAGGAAGCAGUUUGUAGGAUAUGUCUGGAUGCAUGUGAUGAAGGCAAUACGUUCCAAAUGGAGUGCAGCUGCAAAGGUGACCUAAGACUUGUUCAUGAGGACUGUGCGAUCAAGUGGUUUAGCAUGAAAGGGAACAAAACUUGUGAUGUUUGUCGGCAGGAAGUUUCUAAUUUACCUGUGACUUUGCUUCGGGUCUCAAGCACUAAUCAACGAGAUAACAUACAGGAGCACAACAACUCUAGAAGAAUAAGUGCUUGGCAGGAUUUUGUGGUGCUUGUUUUGAUCAGCACAAUAUGCUAUUUUUUCUUCCUUGAGCAAUUACUGGUUCAUGACAUGAAAACUCAGGCGCUUGUGAUUGCUGCACCAUUUGCGUUUACACUAGGUCUUUUGGCAUCUAUUUUUGCUGUCAUCCUAGCUAUUAGAGAGUACAUAUGGACAUAUGCCGCUCUAGAGUUUGCUCUUGUGGCCAUUACUCUACAUGUUUUCUACUCUAUGCUUCAAUUGCAGGCAGUCUAUUCAGUAAUGAUAGCAUCAGUAUUGGGUUUUGGUGCUUCUAUGAGUCUCAAUGCAAUGUACAUUCGAUACUAUUCCUGGCGAGUCCAAAUUUCUGAAAAUUCUAUCCCUGCAUGAAAUGAGUAUGAUGGUGAAAUGAUCAAGUUGUAUAGGAAAUAUUGUAUAUGCUUCUUUUCCACCUUAAAGAUGUAUUUUCUUCGUAUUAUUUUCUCUUAUUUCUUUUCCUCAUCAUCUUAUGUGAUGAGGUUGUUGAUACCUCAAGAAAUCUGGCAGUCAAAUGUGUAUAGCGAUAUAGGUAAGGUAGUUAUCCCUUGUCUUUUUUCUGUCUCUAGUGCUAGAGAAUAGAGCUCAAUGUAAGGCUGGGACGGAUAUUAUCAAAUUCUUAAGCACUGGUUCUGCCCUGGUUGAUCUGAUCAGGCUUCUUAUUUCAACUA
Nicotiana tabacum (common tobacco) is the source of this 3270-nucleotide messenger RNA. RefSeq lists its product as uncharacterized. The record is from RefSeq and is a predicted model, not a curated record. NCBI's taxonomy places the organism in Eukaryota, Viridiplantae, Streptophyta, Magnoliopsida, Solanales, Solanaceae. Gene Ontology annotation, molecular function: zinc ion binding.